Molecule: messenger RNA, 1767 nt
Organism: Acaulospora colombiana
Lineage: Eukaryota; Fungi; Glomeromycota; Glomeromycetes; Diversisporales; Acaulosporaceae
Source: the annotation of a GenBank genome assembly
AUGUCAGACGUCGGUUGUCAGCGCGAAUUUUGUCAUUUCGCUCCCGUCCACUCAUCUUAUCAACACCACUUCGCUGCAGUUCACAAUCCUCUCUCGCACCACCACCUGACCCCCUCGUUAGAUCCGCCAAAUGUCAACUCUCCUCACCUUCUCACCUCGCAUUAUCUCUUUCCCACGAAACUUCCGGACCCAAAAGUGAUUCAGCAAGUGAUCUCCGAAAUUGAUCCGGUAACCCAUUUGAAAAUCCUCUCUCAAAUCUCCGUGCCCAUUGAGGAAUUAAUCCGCCCUACAACAAAAUCCCGCAAAAGUGGCGGCGGCAUCCCUCGUCCCCAAAAUCUAUUCGUGCUCUAUCGUCGUGAUUUGCAAGCAAAGCUGACAGCGAAAUUUGGCCCCGAAAUUGGCUCUCACCUUCCCUUCGUUUCCAAGGAAGCGUCGGAAGGAUGGAAGAUGGAGGCUCAAGAGGUCAAGAAUAUCUAUGAAUUCAUUGCGGAAUUGGCCAAGAAAGUUCAUGAGCUGACCUACCCGAAUUAUGUAUAUAAACCGAGGAAGCGGGCACUCAAGUCGGCGUUAAACAGGUCAAUGUUUGAUAAUGAGUUAUAUCGUUUGGCGAGUCGGCAACGCAAGGACUCGAAUGAUGAUUUAUCGGAGACAAGUGGUAACGGUCAAAACGACAAAGUCGCUCUUGGGGUUCACAAUAUGCUUCUUCCUGAUUCACAUAUCUCACCCACACACAACCAACCUCACUCGCAAAGACGUCAUUCGACCCCUCACGUUCUUCCUUUUCAAUUACCACGCAGCAAGCAUAACUAUGACCCCGAAGGUGGUGCGAAUGAUCGAUACGGAAGUCACCAACAAUCAUCCCCUCCUUCGCAAUAUCAACACUCGGGCCCCUCUUCUAGGUCUCAUGCUGAGGACACCUCCGUUUCCGUCGUUGGUGCACAAAGAAACCUUGGUCGAUCUCGCCAAAGCCACCAGCAGCAACGCCCGCUUUCUGUGUGGCCGGUUCCGCGGAAGACACUUUCGAAUCAUCAUCAUUAUAAAUCGUCGCGAAAUGAAGGUCACGUAGUGAGUCCCGCGGUUUGCGUGGUUCCAUUUGAACGUUCCAUUAAAAGUGCGAACAACUUGUCCCCCUCCCUUUACGCGGAUGGCAACGGGUCAUCUUCGUCAACUGAUACUUCUCAAAAUUUCACGACAAAUUACGUUUACCCCUCUCCCACCGUCACGCAAAUUAAAGACCUGUCCGCGACUCCUCCACUCACCUCGCGCUCCCUGUCCAGGUCAACAUCGUUUGCGUCGUCAUCGGCAUGUGUCCCUUCACCCACGCUUAAUCAACAGGGUCUUCUCAAUCGAGAAUUUUUUGAAAUCAGGGAUUCAAUGUAUUCUCCUGCACGUGAAACAAACUCCGGGAUGAAUUAUGAAGAAAGGGAGAUCGAAAGGAGGAGAAGGCACAGCGACGGCACGAUCACGAGCGAUAGCUAUCACAAUCAAGUCGGCAAUGAUGAAACACCACCUUGGUGCUUUCCGGUCACCGCGUCAUCCUCGUCGUCAAGCUUCAAUCUGCAUCGUCCGUUUCAGCAACGUCAUUCCUCUCACCCUCGACCGCGCUCGCCCAACUUUCCCACGGCCAUUAUCACACCAAGAGAUUGUGGUGCCGCUCCGCAAUUACCUCCAUUGAAUACGUUCUUGCCAUCUGAAAGUAGUGCGACAAUCACUGGGUGCGACAGUUAUGAUCGUAAGAUGUGCAGAUCGUUUGGAGGACCGGUUUGA